This is a messenger RNA of Aaosphaeria arxii CBS 175.79, 903 nucleotides long. Its product is annotated as zf-PARP-domain-containing protein. Gene Ontology annotation, molecular function: zinc ion binding; DNA binding. Lineage: Eukaryota; Fungi; Ascomycota; Dothideomycetes; Pleosporales. The record is from RefSeq and is a predicted model, not a curated record. The transcript has 4 exons. Bases 1 to 903 code for a protein of 300 amino acids.
AUGGAGGGAGCUAACGCGCCCAAGUAUCGCUUCGAGCACUCACCCAACGACAAGGCCGGCUGCCAGCAAGCAGCAUGUAAGAGAGCUGAGGCGAAGAUCCCAAAAGGUGACCUCCGAAUCGGCACCAACACCUGGCUUGAAGGGGCUGAGAAGUAUGCCUUCCUCUGGCGCCACUGGCACUGUGCUACAUAUCACCAGAUGAGAAGUCUCAAGGAGCUCUUCGGCGAGAAGUUCGAUGAGAUUCCCGGCUAUUCCAAUGUCAGUGACGAGAGUCAAGAGCAGAUCCGCCUAUCCAUCGAAGCUGGCUAUGUGGUGGACAAGCAGUUCACUGGUAGUCGUCCUGAUCUGGCCAAAUAUUACACUCCAUAUAAUGCCGAGAUCACCAACGCUGUAGGCUACAAGGUCGAUAUUGCUACUAGAGGUACGGCGGGUUGCCGAGACCCUGGGUGCAAGGACAAGGGCAUCAAGAUCUUGAAAGGCGAGUUGAGGCUCGGCAUCGCAACGUUGUGGGAUGGGGAAUACGAAGCCUGGGUCUACAAGCACUGGAAGUGUAUCACUAAGUACGAUAUCGAUGGAGCGAAAGAGCGAUUCGAACAGGAUUCGUUCGAUGGCCUGAGUGAUCUUCCGGAAGAGCAUAAAGAGGUAGUACUUGAUUCAUUCGAGCAGGGGAAGGCCAUCAACCCACCCGCGCCUCCCACUCCUCCGGCCAAGAAACCGAAAUCCAAGGCCAGGAAGAGGAAGGUCGAUCUGAGCGAGCCAAGUGAGGAGGAGACAGAGGAAGCACUGCCACCAAAGAAGAAGCGAGUUCGCAAGGCAAAGGAACCAUCCGUCGAGCCUGAGCCCAAUGACGAGCCUGACAGCCCUGCUAUCAUGGCUGAAGGUCAAGAUGAUUCCUACGAAUGA